Messenger RNA from Penaeus chinensis, 2826 nucleotides. RefSeq names its product macoilin-like. Bases 125 to 2506 code for a protein of 793 amino acids. Gene Ontology annotation, biological process: neuronal signal transduction. The transcript has 16 exons. Gene Ontology annotation, cellular component: rough endoplasmic reticulum membrane. The record is from RefSeq and is a predicted model, not a curated record. NCBI's taxonomy places the organism in Eukaryota, Metazoa, Arthropoda, Malacostraca, Decapoda, Penaeidae.
CUUUGUAGAUGGCUCACACAACAACAAAGUCCUUUAGUCAACAGAAUCGGAACUUCGUUUAAAUGAUAGUCGUGUUUGGAUCUAUGUGCUACAUAUAUGGGGUAAAAAAAUAAAAGCUUAAAUAAUGAAGAGGAGAAAUGUUGACUGCUCCAAGCUUCGUAGACCGAUAAAACGGACCAAAAUUGGUGAAGGAUUGUACGGAAGCACCUUUGUGUACAUCAAGUUUCUCCUGGUAUGGCUGCUUGUGUUGGCGGCAGAUUUCCUGCUGGAGUUCCGCUUUGAGUACCUGUGGCCUUUCUGGCUGCUUUUGCGCAGUGUCUACGACUCUUUUCGCUAUCAGGGUCUCGCAUUCUCUGUGCUGUUUGUGUGCAUGGCACUAACAUCGGACAUGAUCUGCCUUCUCUUCAUACCGGUGAAUUGGCUCUUCUUUGCUGCAUCCACAUAUGUUUGGGUCCAGUAUGUGUGGCACACAGAACGUGGAGUGUGCAUGCCCACAGUUAUUUUGUGGGCCCUCUUCAUUUAUAUAGAGGCAUUGGUACGCCUCAAAGAUAUAAAAAAUGUCCCCUUCCAUUUAGAUCUGUGCAGACCCUUUGCUGCACAUUGUAUAGGGUACCCUGUAGUAACUUUAGGGUUUGGCUUGAAAAGUUACGUUGGGUACAGAUUGAGACAGAGAAAGCAGCGUGAAGUUGCAAAAGAAAAUGAAUUUUAUUUGCAACUACUCCAAGAGGCAUUGCCCCCAGAGUUGCAAGUCACAUCUAGUCCUGAUAAGUGUUUCAAGGAGAAGAGUGAAGAUCUCAUAAUUAAUGGUGAGGUGGAAGUUGCUGCUGCCACAAUCAACCAUACAGGAGGGAACUGCAACCUCAGUAGUAGCUGCAGUAGUAGCAGCAGUAGCAGUAGCAGCAGUAGCAGUAGUAGCAGUAGUAACAGCAGCAACAGCAGUAGCAGCAGUAGCAGCGGAGGGGGAAAUAGCAUUGGAAGUGGGAGAGGGAGCAGAGGGUCCCGGGCAGAUUCUAAGUUGCCCGAACAGUACCCACCAGAAGAGAAUACACCGCCACUCCCCAUGCACCGAACUGAAAAGCACCGCCUACCAAAUGGCACCAUCCACGCGGAGCUGGAAUACAUGCAAAAGAAAGGGUGGCCAAAUUCAAAGUCAGUUAAUGACUACGUUGAAAUUGAGGCGGAGCGGGACAAGAGUGCAAAAACCAGCUCUGGAGGCAGCACACCCUCAGGGGGAUCUUCAAUUUCUCAGACUUCUGGGAUCAACACCAUCAUAGAGACUGAGAAGAAGCGUGUUAAUGCCUCAGUUCAGAGUAAUGGUUCAGCAAAAAUUCCUGGAUCACAUACAAAUAACUUACGAGAUUCAAGUUCGGGAGGUGGCGGGUCUGCAUCCCGAGACAAGAAAAAUAAAAACAAAGAAAGCAACAAAGACAGUUCUCAUGGUUCCAAAGAUGAGACUGUCACGCUAAUUCGGCUUGAAGCAGAUAUAAAGAGAUUGAAAGCAGAUCUACAAGCUUCUCGUCAAACAGAACAAGAACUGCGCAACCAAAUUAAUACACUCAUCUCCAGUGACAAAAUCACCCGACAGGAGAUGAACCAGUUGCAGCAAGAUAAUGAUAACUUGCAAAAUAAACUACACGGGUUGGUAACAGCUCGUCAAAAUGAUAGGUCAACUAUCAGUAGCCUGGAGCGUCGACUGCAGGAAGAAAGGCGUAUCCGCACCAAUGCAGAGAACCAGGUGGCACAGCUCGAACGUCGACAGAAGAAAGUCGAGGAACAAGCACAAGCCAGAGCACAUGCCUUGGCCAAUGCAAAAACUGAGUGCAGUGAGGCUUGCCGCAAUCGCCGAAGUGAGCUUGAGGCAGAGGUGAAGCGUUUGCGCAGGGACCAUCGGCUUUCAGAAGAACGCGUCAGAACCAUGGAACGUGAGAACCUUGCUCUGCUGCAAUACAAAGAUAACCAAAAUGAUACAGAGGUACUUAUGUCUGCUCUCUCUGCCAUGCAAGACAAGAACACACAUCUGGAGACCUCACUUUCUGCUGAGACUCGAGUGAAGCUUGAUCUUUUCUCGGCUUUGGGUGAAGCCAAGCGCCAAUUGGAAAUAUCACAGAGCUUGGUGUCUACCAAGGACAAAGAAAUUGAAGAGCUGAAGGCAAAGAUUACUGAAGUACUGGCAGUGUGUCCUCCAACAAGUUUCACAAAUACAUCUUUGGAUACAACACCCAUUCAUUAUACGUCAAAGCUUCUGCCCCAAGUAACAACCUCGGCCAUCGAUGCCACAGCCUCCCUGGUGAUGGUGGAUGGAUUGAUGGACUCAUCACUGGACUCCCUCUGUGGGCUCGGUUUCUCCCCCAGUAGCCACACCCGUCCCCACACCAUCUCCCCUCCCUCUCCCCUGUCUCCCCCAGCACCCAUAUCCCCCCCGGCUCCCACCAACCCACAACACUCCACACUGGACCCCAAUGCCCGCGUCUACACUCCCAAGGGUACGGUGACAUCUGAGGCUUAAAUUCUGGCCCUGGAAUAGCAAGACUUGAAAAAACAAAAACCAAAAAAAAAAAAGCUUUUGAAGGUUUUUGGCUUUAAUUGUGGUAACUACCAUAUUUGUUUGAAUUUGAUAUUGUGUGCGCUAGAGAUUGAAAAUGGGAAGGAGUCAUUUCGUAGCCAAAUGUGGUGGUCAUUAUCAUUUUAUCCUUAAACUAUUCAUUUUGCUGUGUCUGAAGCCUGUGUGUUGGCUGGUUAGUAAUCAUCUACAACUGCUGGCAUAGAGUUAAAACUAGUUGCAGAAAUAAAGAAUAAAAUCUUUUGAAUAAAAUAAAAGAAAACCAG